Molecule: messenger RNA, 2265 nt
Organism: Penicillium taxi
Lineage: Eukaryota; Fungi; Ascomycota; Eurotiomycetes; Eurotiales; Aspergillaceae
Product: TRAPP III-specific subunit 85 family protein
Exons: 2
Coding region: 1-2265 (754 amino acids)
Biological process (GO): endoplasmic reticulum to Golgi vesicle-mediated transport; protein localization to phagophore assembly site
Cellular component (GO): phagophore assembly site; cytoplasmic vesicle; TRAPPIII protein complex
Source: RefSeq, a predicted model, not a curated record
AUGACAUCGCCCGGGGAUGGAACGCCGGUCAAACCUCCGCCGUCCGUUGCGCGUGGCGCAUCCAAGUCACGAUAUCCGGACGAGACCGAAUCGACGCCCACAAUAGAUACGGAACUGGCAGAGGCCCGGGCAGGAGGGGCCUCUCCAACACCGCCCACACCCCUCUCAGCUACGACCACAGAACUGCCCAUCCACCCUGCUUCGCCACAGGCCCGCUCCAUUAGAUCGUCUACCCCACAAUUAGCUCGCUCGUCACUCGGGUCGAUUGAUGGUCGCUUUGAUGGCUCGGAGGAUAUCAGGUCGUUGCUGAUUCGGGGCUUUUCACCAACCGUCGCGAUUUAUGCUUCGGAAGACACCGAUGAUUUGGUGAGGAAUAAGGGGUUCAAAGGAGGCUUCUGCGAACUGAUCAAGCCGUUUGGUGAGAACAUCCCGGGAAAGGUAGUUAUUCGCGACAGUAUUGGAGCGAGUCGCGCUUGGGAAGACUAUGGAGUGCGCUUCGUGGAUUUGAAAGGGUUUGGUCGGACUCCGACUGGCCCAAAUUCUGGAAAAGACACAGUCACGCAAAUGGAAGAGGUGCUCGAGAACCAGCUGAAUUCGACCGAUGGAAAUUUCAGCGAAGCACUAUCAUCCAAGGACAUUUUGGCAUUUCCUGCAACAACACCUCUAUCUAAGCUGUUUCUGCGACAGCUUCUGUCGUCCACGGCCCCGGCUCCCCAUGAGACAUUUUCGCAUCCCGUUGCAAGCGUAAUAACUAUCUCGUCGCGUAAUUCAGCGCCACUGGAGACACUGAGACAGCUUUACGCGCAAAGCAGCACAGGAGACAGACGCUUACCCGACUACGUCAAUCAGGAGUAUCUUCGAUACUACGUGUUGGUUCAUGACGAGGAGCGUGACGAUAUCACAGAAUCCACCAAAUUAUACGAUCAAAUGAAGCGACAUUUCGGGCUACACUGUCAUCUGUUGAGACUUCGGAGUAGCCAGUGUGUGGUGACAGACGAUGAUAGUGUUCAAAUUCCCCUAUGUGAAUGGCUUUCCCCACAGGAGCGACUGUCGGGGGUCGGGGAAGCAGGCAAGUCAAAGGCACGGAAUCUAACAUCAAAAGCAGAAACGCUGGUGGAUCUUGGUACAGACGGUACUCCGUACCUCUUCGACUCUGAUGCCUCAGCAAUCAAAACCUUCAUUAGGGAACUCAUAGUACAGUCUGUGAUCCCGUUUAUGGAGAAUCGAGUAGCUAUUUGGAAUGACCAAGUUGCUUCGCGACGACGUGGUAUCAGCGGUCGGUUUAUGUCAAUGUCACGGCGAUGGGCUGGCUUCGGUUCCAGCUCACGGUCAAGUAUCACCGGCUCAUCCGGUGGAAGUGGAAACUACAACAUAACCGACAAUUUCUACAGCCCUGAUUUACCGGAAGCCAUUUUGCGAAAGAUGGCCGAUUUCGCUUUCAUGCUCCGUGAUUGGAAACUCUCUGCCUCGAUUUACGAGAUGAUUCGCGUGGACUUUGGCAACGACAAGGCUUGGAAAUAUCAUGCUGGUGCUCAUGAAAUGUGCGCAAUCAGCAUGCUACUGAACCCACUGGCUAUGUCUUCCAAGAUCAAGCUUGAAAGUGUCGACCAUAUGUUUGAGACUGCAGCCUACUCCUACCUCACUCGGUGCCAGGACACACUACAUGCACUCCGAUGUUUGACUAUGGCUGUAGAGCUCCUGAAGUCGCGUGGCGGGUCUGCAACCGAGAGUGCCGCUAAAUGGGCCAUGCGGGUCAUGGACUUUGGACUGGUUGGCACUGUCGGACAUAACCUCUUCAUGGAGCGUGUUGCCGCAUGUUAUGCCUCCAAGACACCAGUGGCGGGAGCUAAAUGGGGCGCACGUCGUCGCAAGGCUGGGAUGUGGAGCAUCCUCGCAGCUGAUCAAUGGCUCAAAGCUGGAAAGUCCAAUCUGGCUUCAGCAUGCCUUGAAGAAGCGGAACGGCUCUACGCUGAUGCUCUCGAAACUGACUGUGUAUUCCCAAUGCCUGAGAUGCAGAAUUUUGCCGAUAAAUUACGUCACGCGGUGAAGGUUGAAUACCUCGAGUCAAGAGGAUUUGGCGCUCAAGAUGACCCUGUUUCAGAGGAUGUUGUUGGGACCGAAGAAAUCAGCGAAAAGCUAGACAAGCGCAGCCAUCGGCGCUCGUUGAUCGGACCCCCUGCACAGCUGGAUGCGGGCAAUCUCACCACGAGCUCCGGGGCCAGGGACCCUGAAAAUCCACCUAAUGAUGACUUUGAACGAGCAUAG